Adineta ricciae is the source of this 1104-nucleotide messenger RNA. The record is from the annotation of a GenBank genome assembly. Lineage: Eukaryota; Metazoa; Rotifera; Eurotatoria; Adinetida; Adinetidae.
AUGAAGAAAACAGCAACUGCUUAUUUUUUUGCAAUUAUUGGAGGUUUUUUUGGUUUACACCAUUUGUAUUUGGGUCGCACUCAACAGGCCUUGCUAUGGUUCACAACAUUGGGCGGUUUCGGCGUUGGACUGCUCUAUGAAUUGAUAUUUUCAAUCAAAAAAUAUGUUCAGGAAGCAAAUAAUGAUCAUUCAGUUCAUGAUCAUUACGAAAAGAAAAUGCGAGAACAAAAGUCACCAGCAUUUGAACUGAUUCGUUUUUGUGGACAAUAUGUUGUCGCCAUGUUUUAUGGUUUUAUUGCAUAUUAUGCCUUUCCUGAUACAUGGCUCGAGAGUAGAUUUCUAUCACUCAUUGUGGUCGUUUCUUCUGCAGUUGCCAUCGCGUUUGGUACGCAAUUAGCGGGUACACUUGGUCCUCGACAGUGCUCAUUCGUGUGGCCAUUGGUAGGUGCUUUGCUUGGAAUACCUUUUCUUCUGACAAAUGGUGAAAAAGCGCCGUCAUUUAACAUAGCCGCUCUCAUCUCCUGUUGGAUAUUUGAAUGGAAAAUCGAUUGGGAUCCGGAGUAUGUGUCCGAUGAAUCAAAAACGAAAUCAAAACCACGACGUCAUAUAGUAAAACGUUGUUUAAUACUUGGAUGUGGUGCUAUUCUAUUUGGAUUGUUGAUUACAUCAGCGGUGUAUCAAAAUUUACAAGUUGAUCUUCAUGGUGAACGUGUAAAAGUCAAAGAUGUCAUUGCAGAUUUCUUCAAAUCGCAAGAAUUCAUUCAACUUUAUCAGCAACUAUCACAUGUUAUGAAAGAAUUGUAUGCCUUCUAUCAACUUUAUGGUUUUAAAGGAAUCUGGACGCAAAUCUGGGCAGAAUUGAGUUCCGAAAGUGAUAAGAAAGCGUUUGAAGCAUUGAACUUGAAAUCAGAUGCUUCACAGAAAGAUAUCGAACUUCAAUGCAAAACAUUAUCACGUAAAUGGCACCCAGAUCGAUAUCGCGAUCCCAACGAAAAACAAAAAGCCGAAGCAACAUUCAUGAAUAUUCAACAAGCAUGCGAUCGUUUAUCUCAGGGACGCCGACAUCGACAAGCGAUCAAUACGCAAAAACGUGAAAAUCCAUAG